UCGUCAUGGAUGAUAUUGGGAUACAACAACGCUAUUUGAAGCUUACAAAAAGAUGCCUGAUCAUCAGUGGAAUUUGGCCUAAACAGACCAAGUCUAUGAAAAACAUACUUCGAUUUAUCGUCUACAUUACCACCGUUCCUUGUAUCAUGUCACAGAUAGCAUAUGUAGCAUGCUUUUUCAGCUUGACUGCUGUGGUAGAGCAGCUAUCAUUUUUACUGGCGAUGGUACUGGGGUUGUUUAAGCAAGGAGCUUAUAUCGUAAACGAGGAAAAAUUUAAAGGGCUUUUGAAUGGUAUGUUCAAUGACUGGGCAGUGGAUAGAUCGAAAGAGGAGCUUGCUAUUAUGACAUCGUACAUGGAAAGAGGAGCCCUUUUCGCGUCAAUUUAUUUGGCAAAUGCAUACAGCUGCACCGGUCUAUUCAUGCAAAUGCCAUGGUGGCCACGGAUUGCCGACCUCGUGAUGCCACUGAAUGAAUCUCGGCCUCGAGCGUACAUUUUUCCAGCUUAUUAUUUCAUUGACGAUACGGAUUAUUAUUACUGGAUAAUAACACACAUGAGUAUUGCAACUGUAUUAACUACGAUCGUCUAUAUCGCCUGUGACACUUGUUACAUAUAUGCUGUGCAACAUGCUUGCGGGUUAUUGGCUGUGGCUGGAUAUCGUUUCGAGCAAGCAGUCGAGGACAUUUCUGACGAAAGCAAAAUUGUAAAAAUGUCGAAGAAAACAUACAGAAGAGUGCGUUACUCGGUUGAGGGACAUGAUCGCGCAUUAAAAUAUGUAAGAGAAAUUGAAGACAUUCAUCGUGGUUAUCUUUUCUUUUGUAUGGGUAUUAUGGUUGCAGCCUUUAGUGGUACGUUAGUUAUGGUAUCAAGUAUGGAGAUUUGUAUGCAGUUCUAUCAGUGUUGCACCUUCUUAGUUGUUCAAUUGAUGCAUAUGUUUUUCCUGACACUUCAAGGACAAUUUGUAAUUAAUUCAAACGAUGAGACUUAUAAUAAAAUAUACGACGGAUUAUGGUACAAUGCCGUACCUAAAACGCAAAUAUUAUACAUCUUAGCAUUAAGAUCGAGCAUGACCCCUCCUCAAAUAACAGCCGGAGGUCUUAUUCCAAUGAACCUGCAAACCUUCGCAGACACGGCAAAUGUGGUGUGCUUCUUUAGUAUGGAUUCUUUAGUAGAUGAUAUUCCUUUCAUGACGGCAUUAUUCGCAUUACUAAGUAAACAAUGGACUUAUGUUGUUAAGGAGAAGAAGUUCAAAUUGCUUCUGGAUGGAAUAUAUGAGGAUUGGGCGAUAGACAGAUCGAAAGAAGAACUUAAUAUUAUGACGACGUACGCCAUAAGAGGAGCUUUUCUUACAUCUUUUUACGUAGGGAAUGCCUACUUCUGUGUGUUUGUAUUUAUUAACCUACCGCAUAUACCACGAAUUUUGGAUAAAAUAACACCACAAAAUGAAACGCGAAAUCGAUUGUUCAUUUAUCCGGCUUAUUACGCGAUCGACGAAGAGAAAUACUAUUAUGCUAUAAUGGCACAUAUGUCUUUAACAAUAAUAUCAGCGCUGGUUGUGUACUCUGCUUGCGAUACGAUGUAUAUGUUCCUGGUGCAACAUGCUUGCAGUUUAAUGGCUGUGUCAGGGUAUCGUUUCAAACACGCGAUCGAUUUUUCUAUUGAUGAAAAGGGGAAAAAUGUUGAUACUCCUAAUGAGAUACAUCGGAAGGUGUGUUACGCGGUUCAGGGACACGAACGAGCCAACCUAUAUCUGAAAGAAAUUGAGAAUAUCCACUUUCAUUAUCUCCUCAUUUCUAUGAUCCUGGUAAUGAUAGCUGUCACAGUUACGUUAUUUAAGAUAUCGACAAUGAAAAUUAGCACGGAGUUCUACAAAUAUUGCAGCUUCCUAAUCGUUCAGCUAAUGCACAUAUUUUUUCUAUCGAUUCAAGGACAGUUCCUCGCGAAUGUAAACGACGAGAUCUAUGACAAUAUAUACGAAGCUAUGUGGUAUAACGCUCCGGUCAAAACGCAAGCGUUAUACGUGUUGGUGUUAAGGAAAGCCCUGACUCCUCUUGAACUAACUGCCGGUGGUUUUGUUACGAUGAAUUUGCAGAGUUUCGCAGAUGUAAUCAAAACUUCCGUUUCGUAUUUUACGGUGUUGAAGAGUUUGCAAUGAACUGAUAGGAACAGCAAAGCAAUGAUGUAUGAUAAAU
Messenger RNA from Osmia bicornis bicornis, 2190 nucleotides. RefSeq lists its product as uncharacterized. NCBI's taxonomy places the organism in Eukaryota, Metazoa, Arthropoda, Insecta, Hymenoptera, Megachilidae. Gene Ontology annotation, cellular component: plasma membrane. Gene Ontology annotation, biological process: detection of chemical stimulus involved in sensory perception of smell; sensory perception of smell. Bases 6 to 2153 code for a protein of 715 amino acids. Gene Ontology annotation, molecular function: odorant binding; olfactory receptor activity. The transcript is spliced from 16 exons. The record is from RefSeq and is a predicted model, not a curated record.